GCUCUCCUCCAUCAACCCGCUGUGUCCCCUGGGUGCGGUCGUCGUCAAUAUCGUUAAAAAGCGCCGGAAGCUGGAGGACCACUACAUCCUGGGAGACAGCCUGGGUGAGGGUCAAUAUGGCACGGUGCGUGCAGCCGUUGCCACAGUGGAUCAGGCAACGGUGGCCGUGAAGACCACAAGUAAAUGCACUUUUUGCAUGGAGGUCGUCCGAGGCUUUAGUUCAGAAUGUGAUGCUGAGGUGCAGGCAUUGUUCAUCGUAGCUUGGCAGAAUCGCCGGCAAGUCACGAAGUGGGAAGGGCUUCACUGCAUUGCGGAAGCGGGCCCCUGGCUUCUCAGGAAAGACAGCGUGGUGAAAGUCGGUGAUCUGGGCGCUGCCACUAUGUUGGUCAACAACAAGGUGGACGCAAAUUUCACCACGUGGAUCGCCACACCUGAGUUUUGCGCGCCAGAGCUUCUUGAAGCUCGAAGCAACAACAGUGCUAUUUAUGGACCAGAGGUUGCCGACCCAGCCUUGAAGGACAGUGGCUAUUUUCCAUUCAACGGAUCGGAUGAGGAAUUAGCGCGCGAGGUCAGAGCAGGCAUUAAUUCUGUGGCUAUGCCCUUGGAUUUGUCAGGGCAGGCCAUUGACUUCAUCAAGUGCCUCCUUCAAAAGGAGCCGUCAGAAAGGUUGUGCGGGGUGGACUCUGUGAAAAGGCACUCCUUCUUGCGUGGCUUCGCUUGGGGCGAUGAGGCCGUUGACAGUUUGCCCGGCAUGCAGUCCUUGGAUCAAGGCCCUCCGCCAGCUGCCAACGUGGAAGUGUCCAUGCCUUGGAGCGGUGGGUCGUCAGAGUUGGUUCAGCCAAAGGAAAUUGGCUUCCGUGUCUUUGAGCACAUCAUGCUCCAGUCCCAAAGCCCAGCCACUGAAGCUGUGGGACGCCUUCGAAGUGACAGGUGCACAGCGGUGAAUCUGACAGGCCCCAACGCCCCUGAGAAAAAUUUGAAAGAGAAUGAGGCGCGUGGAUUUUUCACGCUUUGUUG
Molecule: messenger RNA, 1017 nt
Organism: Cladocopium goreaui
Lineage: Eukaryota; Dinophyceae; Suessiales; Symbiodiniaceae
Source: the annotation of a GenBank genome assembly